This is a messenger RNA of Pichia kudriavzevii, 1266 nucleotides long. RefSeq lists its product as uncharacterized. Bases 1 to 1266 code for a protein of 421 amino acids. Gene Ontology annotation, cellular component: endoplasmic reticulum membrane. The record is from RefSeq and is a predicted model, not a curated record. Lineage: Eukaryota; Fungi; Ascomycota; Pichiomycetes; Pichiales; Pichiaceae. The transcript has a single exon. Gene Ontology annotation, biological process: cellular response to oxidative stress; protein N-linked glycosylation.
AUGAGCCAACGAGGUAUAUUUAUAUCGUCGGAGGAGGAUCGGUUGCGUCGACAUAUUGAAAAUCUGAACGAGGGUACAGAUUACGAUUCAGAAUAUGCCAAUCAUCCACCGCCAACAGAUUCCGAGAUUGAACCAGAGAUUGCCCUAACUUCGGGGCGAAACUAUAUCGACAGCCUGGACGACCCUGCUCCAGAGUAUCUGACCGAGGAACCGGAGAACUCGGUCCAGGGGAACCUGAUUAUAAGCCAACAUUCCCAUCGAAACUGGUUUAUAAAUAUGGAGACUCAAACUGUAAAUGCCAAUGCAACUUCAAUCACAAAUUCAAACUCAAACUCUCGUCUUAGACUAUCCAAUCACUCUUACAACAAUUCGGCAUCUUCCUCGAAUCUAAGGAAUGACUUGGUGGGAGGGAAUCUAGUGAACAACAGAGACUCAACUGCUAGUGUUGAUUUAUAUUAUACUCGAAACAAAUUGAAGUUGUAUGGGUUGAAAAGAUUAUCUGUUACACAACGAAUAAUUGUUUCGAUUUGCAGAGAUCUACCGCUAUAUUCGAUACUGAUCAAUCUAUGUUUCCUCCUUUCGAGCUGGUACAAGCUCAUGAAGAAUCCAUAUGGCAACCUCACAACAGUUAGGGCAACUGAAUUUUUCCUUGCAUCGUUGUGGUGUCUUGUCAGUUGUGUGCUCUCCUUCAAUAUUGUCGACGGAAUGAUGGUCCGCUGGAUGUUAAUAUACGAUAUUCAGGCAGUUAUUAUUCGAAUACUAAGUAUGAGCUUGAUCAUCAUACUCAUAAUUGAGAUGAUGAAUUAUACGUUUAACAACUCAGACAACGAAUUCUGUCUAACUGUAUGGAUCCUAAUAUCGUGUGUUUUAACGUUUAUAUUCAUUGUCCAGUGUUUUUGGAGCAACAACCUGAUAAUUGAAGACCAGUUGAAGAGGAAGAGGAUGAGGAACCUCGAAAGUAGAAGUCUCUCCAACCACAACAUCAAUGGCGAUAGAUUUGGUAUUGGUCACAACGACAAUAGUAAUGCCGGUGUUCAGUCGGCUUCUCAUACCAAUACAGGCACACAGUCCCAUCAGAGUGUUCCACCAAAUGACGACUCCAAGGUGGAGUACAAGAGAAGAGUCGAUUUCUACAAUCUCGUAGUCUAUGCCGUUGUUCCUAUUGGCGUGGCCAGUUUCAUCUCCACCAUUGGCUUGGUAAGGCUUCUACUCAUACUUCGGCUCGAUAUCGGGAUGGAAAUCACCCGAAUACAGCAGGGUGGGUAG